GGAUGAGAGACUCAUCCAGUGAAGUGAACAGAUUGAAGUAAAUCUGAGAUCACCAACUUUGACAUGGCAAAGUACUCCGCUGGAGUCUAGCCGCUAGCCUUGGUGUUGGGGUUUGCCCCGGCGACAUUGCCCGAAUGCAGUCUUUCUAUGGCAAUUUCGUGGCGGUUCCAGAGGGCACAGCGGGUGGGUUCUGCAGCGGAGGGAGUCGGAGCAGCAGUUGUCCACCUGCGCGGUUGGGGGCCGUGUCGACUGGAGGUGAUCGGCACUCUUUCUACGACAGCUUCUGGCCAAAAGCCAAGGUGGCACCCCCAAUUUUCGUCUCCUCUGUGGGGCGUACAGAGAGCGCCCUGGCUUUGGAUCGAAGGCUGAGGGCCUGUGAGGCAAUCCCCGCGCUCGUGGCUUUGCUCUCCGAGCUGACCCACUUCGAUGUGGGGAAUGUGGUCAUUGCGCUGAGCUCCGGCGCCAAGAUCGUGAAAGUUGAGCAGAAAGUCCAGGAGUCCACCGAGGCCAAGGUCGCACAGGGCUACUUGCGCACCUUGGAUUUCAAGCGGUGGUUGACUUCUGUGGAUCCCACUGGUGGUUGCCUGGAGUAUUUGCCGGCCAUGCAAAUUCAUGGGACCUUGGAGCAGAUCAUGGAGACGUAUCUUCAAGCUUCCGAGACGACGACUUCUAGGAUUCUUCGAGACGAGUUCUUCACAGAGCAUCAGGUUCGGCAGGAGCAUCGCAUUCGGUUCCAGCGCUGGUUCAAGGACAGCUGCGGUGCUGAGGAGGCGCAACCCUGCGCAAACCCAGCAACUCUGGUGACCAAAGAGGACACCGAAAUCGACCUGAAACGGUUGUCGUUCUCUGACUGGUUGGCGAGCAUUGAUCCCUCCAUGGCAUUACAGCAGUAUUUGCCAUGCAUACAAGAGAGCUACGACACGGUCUCACAGAUUGCUACAACAUACACGAUCUUGAAGAACGGAGGUCAAGAGAAGACGCUGGAUCUCCAGCUGUUCGAUGACUUUGGAGUUGUGGAUGAUGAACACCAAGCCUUGUUCCGGAACUGGUUUGCACGCUUCUGUGGGGUAAGGGAGAUGGCGGAUGGCGAUAGCCUGUCAACGGAAGACCCUUCAACGCCACACUUUGGUCCUGAAGGAGAAGUGCAAACUGGAACUGCCAGCAACCUUCCUGGCAACUGUUCGGAGGAGGUGAAGGAAACAGCCACCGAGGUGCCCAGCGAAAAAGAUGCGAAGGUCCCAGCAGUCGCUUUGGACGCCAAAAUGGUUCAAGAGGAAGCUCUAAGCUCCCCCGUGAAGCAAUUGCAAAGAGAGGGGCAUGAAGCCAACCAGCAAGUAGAAGAGGUCGCGCAGCUUGUUGAGGCUGAGCAUCCACCCCCAGGUGGACAGAGUCCUCCUCAGGGUAAUGCGUUCUUCGAUUUCGAUGAUUUAUCAGCAGAACCGACUUUGCAGAAGACAGAAUUGGCCGAGAACCAAGCAAGAGAUGGCUCAGGAGGCAUGUUCGAUUUCGACGAGCUGGAGGAAAUAGCGCCCUCGGCGGCUGGCCUCAAGCUGCCUGGUGAUGUGGCCAAGGAGCAGGUCCAGGAGGAGGUUCAGGCUGAAGAUACGAAAGGACAAGCAGUGGAAGAGGCUGGCCAGGAUGAGCAGAAAGAGGAGAUGACUGAAGACACUGCAAAGGAGAAUGAUGAGGCUGAUGGAAAUACAAAGGAUGAUUCGAAGGAGAGGAUUCCGGAGGUGGAGAUGGAGGCUUCUAAUUUGCUUCACCAAUUUGACGAGAGCAUCAUCCCAGGCAACACCGAUGAGAGCGGAGAGCAGCCAGCUCAAAACCCUGAGACUUGGGGAGCAGACGUAGAUCAUGUUGAGACUGGGCGCGGUGGCUUUUUUGAUUUUGAUGAUUUGGACGAAGCCGAAGCAGGGUAA
This is a messenger RNA of Durusdinium trenchii, 1919 nucleotides long. NCBI's taxonomy places the organism in Eukaryota, Dinophyceae, Suessiales, Symbiodiniaceae. The record is from the annotation of a GenBank genome assembly.